Messenger RNA from Xenia sp. Carnegie-2017, 1215 nucleotides. Its product is annotated as craniofacial development protein 2-like. The record is from RefSeq and is a predicted model, not a curated record. The transcript has a single exon. Gene Ontology annotation, molecular function: catalytic activity. Bases 1 to 1215 code for a protein of 404 amino acids. NCBI's taxonomy places the organism in Eukaryota, Metazoa, Cnidaria, Anthozoa, Malacalcyonacea, Xeniidae. Gene Ontology annotation, cellular component: nucleus. Gene Ontology annotation, biological process: chromatin remodeling.
AUGGACUUUGGAAAAGAAGAUAUGGCCCCCAGUCCCCGGCAGCCCUUCAGUGGGCAGGGGGUGCGAAGAAUCUCCGGAUCGAAUGGUUGUGGAAGUGUCACCCUUCGGGUAGGCACAGUGAACGUUGGGACAAUGAAGGGAAGGAGUGCAGAAGUGGCGGACAUGUUGAAGAGAAGGAAAGUUGAUGUGUGUGGGUUUCAGGAGGUAAGGUUUAAAGGUGAAGGUACGAGAGUCAUAAAGGGUGAAGAUAAUGGAGCGAGAUUUAAGUGGUUUUGGAAGGGAAACGGAAGUGGCACGAAUGGUGUUGGCUUUGCGAUAAGAGAGGAUUGGGCGAAGUCAGUUGUAGCAGUAAAGAGAGUUUCGGACAGAGUCCUGAGAGUUGAUGUAGUUAUUGAGGCCGAAGUUGUGAGUUUCGUUGUGGUGUAUGCUCCGCAGGUUGGACGAAGUGCGGAGGAGAAGGAAAAGUUCUACGACAGCGUGUAUGCAGUGAGAGCAGACAUUAGAGGGCGAUGUGUGAUGCUUGGUGAUUGGAACGGUCAUGUGGGAAGCGUAAGAAAAGGAUACUGUGCGCAUGGAGGUUUUGGAGUUGGUGAUAUGAAUGCUGAAGGCGAGACGAUAUUGGAGUUAGCAGCGAGUUGUGGGAUGGUGGUAGUGAAUACGUGGUUUAUAAAGGAAGAAAGCAAGCUUGUGACGUAUGAAUCUGGUGACAGUAGGACGGUGGUGGAUUAUAUACUGGUGAAUGAAGAAGAGAGGAAAAACGUGAAGGAUGCAAAAGUGAUUGCAGGAGAAGAAUGUGUGACCCAGCACAAGCUGCUGGUCAUGGACUGGAGAAUCAGGAAGGUGAAAAGGAGAAAGGUUGAGGGUAAAGGCAGGCUUAAGCUAUGGAAGUUACGAUCGAAUGAAGGGAAGCAGUGUUUCCGUGACGAAAUUGCGACAUUGAAUGUUGAGGGUGAGACGGUGGAGGAGCGAUGGACGUGCUUGAAGAAGGGUGUUUUAAAGGCAGCGGAGAAGGUAUGUUGUAGAAGUAAAGGCGGUGUAGUAGAAGAACAGGCAUGGUGGUGGGAUCAACGAGUCAGCGAAGUGAUUGGCGCGAAGUUGGCAUUUAAAGGUGGAGAAAGUCGCGGACUGAAACAGAUAGGAUCGAUUACAUCCGAUUCAAGAAAAAGGCGCGAAAGGAGGUGGCUAAAGCGAAAGACAUCAGAAAGAGCUUCGUAA